Molecule: messenger RNA, 2919 nt
Organism: Pogoniulus pusillus (Red-fronted tinkerbird)
Lineage: Eukaryota; Metazoa; Chordata; Aves; Piciformes; Lybiidae
Gene: SLC27A3
Product: solute carrier family 27 member 3
Exons: 10
Coding region: 1-1866 (621 amino acids)
Cellular component (GO): endoplasmic reticulum
Molecular function (GO): long-chain fatty acid transmembrane transporter activity; long-chain fatty acid-CoA ligase activity
Source: RefSeq, a predicted model, not a curated record
AUGGCGCUGGCGGCGGCGCUGGCGGCGCUAGCGGCUCUGGCGCUGCUGCAGCGGCUGCUCCGGCCGCACCUUUGGGCCGAUCUAGCUUUCGUGCUGCGUGCGGCCCGGUGCCGGCGGCGAGCGGUAGCGGCGGCUGGGGGCUGCCGCUCAUUGACCGCUCGGUUCUUGCGGGCAGCUCGGGAGGCACCGGGGCGACCGUUCCUGCGGGCACGGGGGAGAGCGGAGCCGUAUGGGAGCGGGGCACGGAGGGUGGCCCGGGUGGCCAACGCGCUGCGGGGGUGGCCUCUGGGCGGGAGUGGGGAGCUGGGCCCCGGUGUCACCGUGGGGCUGCUGGUGGGGAACGAGCCGCGGUUCAUCUGGAGUUGGCUGGGGCUGGCGGCGCUGGGAGCCCGUCCUGCCUUCCUGGGCACGGCGCUGCCGCCCGCCGCGCUCCGGCAUUGCCUGCGGGCCUGCGGGGCACGGGGGCUGCUCGUGGCCGACGUCCUGUUUGCAUCGGUGGAGCCCGUCCUGCCCAGCCUGCAGAAGGAUGGCAUCGUGGUGUGGGUGCUGGGCUCGGGGCCGUACCCCCCUGGCGUGGUGGCCCUUCAGGAGCUGCUGGAUGCAGCCUCCGAGGAGCUGGAGCCUGAGGACGUCUGGCAGCCCAAGGACAUGAAUGACACCUGCCUCUACAUCUUCACCUCUGGCACCACUGGUCUUCCCAAAGCUGCCCGAGUCUCCCACCUCAAGUCCAUCAUGUGCUUGAGCUUCUACGAGCUGGUGGGCGCGUCCAGCCGGGAUGUGGUGUACCUGGCACUGCCCCUUUACCACAUGGCCGGGUCCCUUCUGGGCAUCGUUGGCUGCAUCGGCAUCGGGGCCACUUGUGUGCUGAAGGAGAAGUUCUCAGCCGGACAGUUCUGGGCUGACUGCCGCGCCGAGGGCGUCACCGUCUUCCAGUACAUCGGGGAGCUCUGCCGCUACCUCAUCAACCAGCCGCAGCGCCCUGGGGAGCGAGACCACGGGCUGCGGCUGGCGGUGGGCAGCGGACUGCGCCCCGACGUCUGGCGGAGCUUCCUGCAGCGCUUCGGAGCCAUCCGCAUCGUGGAGACCUACGGCAUGACCGAGGGCAACGUCACCCUCUUCAACUACACCGGCACGCCGGGGGCCGUGGGGCGCAGCAGCUUCAUCUACAAGCUCUUCUCACCUUUCGAGAUCGUACGCUACGACGUCACCGAGGGCGCUCCGGUGCGGGACGCGGACGGGCGCUGCAUCCGCGUACGGGCGGGCGAGACGGGGCUGCUGAUCGCCCCGGUGACACCCCGGACCCCCUUCCUGGGCUACGCUGGUAGCCAGGAGCUGUCUGAACAGAAGCUGCUGCGCGGGGUCUUCACCGAGGGCGAUACCUACUUCAGCACGGGGGACCUGAUGGAGCAGGAUGCGGCCCAGUUUGUCCGCUUCCGGGACCGCACUGGGGACACCUACAGGUGGAAAGGUGAGAACGUGGCCACCACGGAGGUGGCAGAAGUCUUGGUGGCCCACGAGUCCCUGCAGGAAGCCACCGUCUAUGGCGUCACCGUGCCAGGCCGCGAGGGCCGUGCCGGGAUGGCUGCCGUGGUGCUGCGCCCUGGCUGGCGGCUGGACGGCGCCGCUCUCUACCGGCACCUGGAGCAGCUGCUGCCGCCCUACGCCCGGCCCCGCUUCCUCCGCCUGCAGGAGCGCCUGGCGAUGACGGAGACGUUCAAGCAGCAGAAGGUGCGGUUGGCACAGGAGGGCUUUUACCCGGAGCGCGUCCCUGACCCUCUCUUCCUUCUGGACGAGGCCGCCAAAGCCUAUGUGCCCCUCGGCCCCGUGCUGCUGCAGGGAGUCCUGGACGGGAGCUUCCGCAUUUAGACACGCACGGCGCCACCCCCCCCGCCCCACUCCUUCACCCCCCCACCCCCUCCCCUCGCCAGGAAUGUCCUGACGCUGGGUGGCCCAAAGCACCCCGUGUUCAUCUCACCAGUAGUGUGUGUCCUGUGGGUCCCUCAAUGCCCGUCCUGUGGUUCCUUGUCCAUCCUGCCACCCCCACAUCCAUCCCACCACCCCCGCAUCCAUCCUACCACCUCCAAUCCACCCUGCCACCCCCAAUCCACACUGCCAUCCCCACAUCCACACUGCCAUCCCUGUGUCAACCCUGCCAUCCUCACGUCCAUCCUGCCCCCCCAAUCCACUCUGCCACCCCCAAUCCACACUGUCAUCCCUGUGUCAACCCUGCCACCCCCACGUCCAUCCUGCCACCCCCACGUCCAUCCUGCCACCCCCACGUCCAUCCUGCCACCCCCACAUCCAUCCUACCACCCCCAAUCCACCCUGCCACCCCCACAUCUAUCCUGCCAACCCCACAUCCAUUCUACCACCCCCAAUCCACAAUGCCACCCCCAAUCCACACUGCCAUCCCCACAUCCAUCCUACCACCCCCACUCCACCCUGCCACCCCCACAUCCAUCCUGCCAUCACCACGUCCAUCCUGCCGCCCCUGGGUCCCCACAUCCAUCCUACUAUUCUCAUGCUCCCCAUGCCCAUCCUGUGGGGUCUGGUGCCCAUCCUGCCAUCCCCGAGUACCCCAAAGAAUCCGUCCUACGGGCCCCCUGCAUCCAUCUUCUCAUGCCCGAACCUGCACUGUCCACCAGAGUGUCCCCAGCUGCCCCACACCCAUCCUGCAAGUCCCCAAGUGCCUCCUAGUUCCCCAUAGUCUGCUCUGUGUGUGUUGCCUCCCACCCCCCAUUCCCCAGCCCACACUGCAGGGGGAGAGGUUGUCACUGCCCCACCCCUGCCCCCUUGGGGUGCCCCCCACAGUUGCCGGUGCCUUCCUUCCCGUUUUGGGGUCCUGCUCUUUAUACAAACAGACUUUUUUGGGAGUCUUCUCCUUUUUUUUUGCAAAUAAACUCUUUUGUAGCAAAUCUC